CGGGUUUACAGUAUCUUCAACCAGUAUCACCGCUGUGCACUGAUACAAUGAGAACUCUGAGCGUUUGGUGUGCACUAGCAGCCGUAUUUGCGUAUGGGGCUUCCAGUGUAUCUGCAGCGGCUCCUAAACGGCAGAUAGAUAUACAAACUGCAGCAGCAACCGAGCCUACUGGUGCAGCGGAGACUGGUUCACCCGUGAGUGAAUACAAUGGGGUGCUGUAUAGCUCUCACGAUGAGAUGAAUAGCAGACUCAAAGCAGUGGCAGAUAAGUGUGAGGAUAUCACACAAGUAUACUCAAUUGGUAAAUCAGUUGAGGGACGAGAACUGCAUGUGAUCGAAUUCUCGACUUCACCUGGCAAACCGCAGCCUGGUAUACCUCAAAUGAAAUACGUAGGGAAUAUGCACGGCGACGAGUUGCUUGGUCGAGAGCUGCUGAUUAUACUAGCCGAGGACUUGUGCGAGAAGUAUAUGUCAAAAAACGAGACCAUCACACAGCUUAUCAGUGAAACGUCCAUACACAUUCUUCCUACGAUGAACCCCGAUGGACAUCACAAUACGUUGGCGAUUCUCAACGAAUUGGACGAUUAUAAGGACUGGUGCACACCCGAACACGACUUUGGGAUCACCAAACCCAACUUUAAAGCGCGUCAGAACGCAAACAUGUGUGACCUGAACCGGAAUUUCCCCGACCGCUUCAACUGGCAAAACCAGCAUCACUACCAGCACUGCAACACACAGCCUGAGACGACGGCUGUGAUGGACUGGAUUAACGACAAUAACUUUGUGCUGUCCGCAAACUUCCACGCGGGCAGUAUAGUCGUGUCAUACCCUUUUGACGGCUCGCCGUUGCAAAUCAACAACUAUACAGCCACCCCAGACGAUGAAGUGUUCGUGCAUCUGGCGCACGUGUACUCGGAUAGUGUACCCGCCAUGAACAGUGGAGAUGUGUGCAACACAGGCAGUGCUACGCCCAACUUUACAGAUGGAACCACGAAUGGUGCUAGCUGGUACUCUCUAUACGGCAGCAUGCAGGAUUGGAACUAUCUCAACAGCGACUGCUUUGAGAUCACUGUGGAGGUCUCGUGCUGCCGCAACCCACCGCCCACGGAGAUUGAGAUGCACUGGGGCAUGCACGGCAAUGCGCUCGUCAAGUACAUACAGGCCGUGCACACAGGCAUCAAAGGACUGGUCAGUGAGAAGAAGACAGGCCGUUACAUCGAGGGCGCCAUCAUCGCAGUCGAAGGCAUUGACCACAACGUGACCACAUCGCCGCUGGGCAAUUAUUGGCGCCUGCUUGUGCCGGGAAGGACCUACAACAUGUCAGUGCUUGCAGAUGGAUUUGUUCCAAUUGUUCAGAGGGAUGUGACCGUGCCCGACUCGGGCGCCUUGGAGAUCAGCUUUGAACUCACAAGGACUUCUGAUGCAGACAUCGUGGAAGAGGAGGAGGAGCCAACCAGCACCGUCAGCGUCACGGCCGCCCCAAAUGUGCACAUGCAGAAAUGGGAGUACAAACACCACGGAAACGACAUCGUAGAAGAGUAUCUGGUCAAUUGCUCGCUGCUGUACCCAGACAUCACACGGCUGUCUGUCAUCGGCACCAGUGCAAAGAAUACCAACGUGUACGCCCUGGAGAUCAGCAAGAAUCCCGGAGUAGAUGAGGCGCUGAAGCCGCAGUUCAAGUACGUCGCUAACAUUCACGGCGAUGAGGUGGUGGGGCGGGAGGUGACGCUGAGCAUGAUCCAUCAUCUGCUGACUAACUACGGCCAGGACGAUGAGAUCACCAGAUUAAUCGACACCACACGCAUCUUCUUGAUACCGGCUAUGAACCCCGAUGGCUAUGCCGCCCACCGCAGAGCCAAUGGUCACGGAGUGGACCUGAACCGCAACUUCCCCGACCAAUACUGUGGGGCUGACAAAGCGCAACCCGAGGUGGCGAGUAUGAUGGACUUCAUCCUGGAUCACCGCUUUUUGCUCUCUAUAAGUUUUCAUGGUGGAGCCGUGGCAGUCUUCUAUCCAUACGACGAUAGCCCGGGGAUGAACUGCAACCGCAAGUCAGACGGAAUCCAAAGCUCAGGCGCCAAUGUGUCACCGGACAACAAGACAUUCGAGUAUCUGGCACAUGUGUAUGCGGACAACCAUCAGACGAUGUAUACGAAUGUGGUCUGCUACGACCAAGACCCCACCUGGGACCGAGGAACUUACAAUGGCAAUCACUGGUACCCUCUCACAGGUGGCAUGGGUGAUUGGAACUACCUGGAAGCCGGUGUGAUGGAAGUGACCAUCGAGCUGACCUGCACGAAAUGGCCCGAUGCUUCGGUGAUUGAGACGGAAUGGAAUAACAAUCGUAGAGCUAUGCUUAUGUACCUCAAGCACGUGCACAUGGGUGUCAAAGGCAUUGUCACGUACGACGACGGCAUGACGCCACUAGAAGGCGCUGAGGUGCGUAUUGUUGGUAUUGACAGAGUCACCACCUCUGGUCCUCUGGGAGAUUACUUCUGGCUCUUGACGCCCGGCACGUACGAGAUCGAAUUUUCAAUGGAGGAUGCGAAAGUCAGGCGUACGAUCGAUGUACCGGAGCAAUCUCUCACCGAAUCCGUGUCGGGGCAAGUGGUUUACAACGUGACGUUAGACUUUAAAGCUGAAGCGGACGAGAAGGAAUUCCCGGUGGAGUUAGCGGUGUACUGUGUGUGUGCUAUCGCUCUCAUCCUAGUUAUCUUCGUUCUUUUCAAGCUCGUGAGGUGGUGCUGUUGUAGACCUAACGCCGACCAGAUCCAUGAAACGGGUCGGGACAAGCAGGGCUUGCUAGGAGACAGUGACCAUGACGGCGGGGAUGAUGUAGUGUUUGAUGCGUUCCCAUUGGAGAAUAUGGUUGAAAAUGGCAGCGCCGACAGUGACGACGACAACCAAUAUAGGCUUCAGCACGCCAUAAUGGGAAGCGACGACUCGGACGUGGAGGAUUAG
Molecule: messenger RNA, 2960 nt
Organism: Sphaeroforma arctica JP610
Lineage: Eukaryota; Ichthyosporea; Ichthyophonida
Exons: 19
Coding region: 48-2960 (970 amino acids)
Biological process (GO): proteolysis
Molecular function (GO): zinc ion binding; metallocarboxypeptidase activity
Source: RefSeq, a predicted model, not a curated record